This is a messenger RNA of Cyprinus carpio (common carp), 5680 nucleotides long. RefSeq names its product phospholipase C, beta 4b. Lineage: Eukaryota; Metazoa; Chordata; Actinopteri; Cypriniformes; Cyprinidae. The record is from RefSeq and is a predicted model, not a curated record. Gene Ontology annotation, biological process: lipid metabolic process; phosphatidylinositol-mediated signaling. Gene Ontology annotation, molecular function: calcium ion binding; phosphatidylinositol-4,5-bisphosphate phospholipase C activity.
UCGUGCGCGUGGUAUUGAGCUGUAGGGAAGGGUGCGCGCGUGUGUUUGUGUUCAUGUGUGAGGAGAAUCAAAGUGAACUGGCUCUUAGCUCUCGGGCUAACAGUAGCUGGCUAACGCCGCGUCCUGGGUCUCCAGCCUCGCUCGUCAUGUGAACGAAAGUGACUGCUGUCCUCAGCCCAUCUGUUUGCCUGCUCUUCACCUUCAGCCUCGGCCCGGUCUGUGAGCAGUCAUGACCAAAUCAUACGAGUUCAACUGGCAGAAACACAUUCCUGACUUCCUGCAGGAAGGAGCCGUGUUUGACCGAUUCGAUGAGGAUCCCUUCGUCUUUGAGCCCAGCUGCCAUUUCAAAGUCGACGAGUUUGGCUUCUUUCUCACGUGGAAGAGUGACGGAAAGGAAGGUCAGCUUCUAGAAUGUUCUCUGAUCAACAGCGUCCGUCCCGGAGUCGUGCCGAAGGACCCGAAGAUCCUGGCGUCUCUGGAAGCCGCAGGGAAGAGUGAGGCGGAUCUGGACGGUCGCAUCAUCUGCGUCUGCAGCGGGCCGGACCUGGUCAACCUCAGCUUCAUGUACAUGGUGACGGACAACACGGAGACGGCCAAGAAAUGGAUGGAAGGACUGAAAUCGGUGAUUCACAACUUCAAGGCGAAUAACGUGUGUCCAAUGACAUGCCUGAAGAAACAUUGGAUGAGACUCUCCUUCGUAACGAAUGUCAACGGCAAAAUCCCGGUCCGAGGCAUAACACGGACGUUCGGCUCGGGUAAAACAGAGAAAGGAAUCUUCCAGGCGCUGAAGGAGCUUGGUCUUCCCAGUGGGAAGAAUGAUGAAAUCGAGCAUUCGGCCUUCACCUUCGACAUCUUCUACGCUCUGACGCAGAAGAUCUGCCCUCGCACGGACAUCGAGGAGCUCUUCAAGAAGAUCAACGGAGACAAAAGUGAUUAUUUAACCGUAGAGCAGUUAGUCAGCUUUCUGAAUGAAAACCAGCGGGACCCUCGGCUCAACGAGAUCCUCUUUCCCUUCUAUGACGCCAAACGAGUCAUGCAGAUCAUUGAGAAGUACGAGAGAGACGCAGACUUAAAAAAGAAAGGUCACAUGUCCAGCGACGGCUUCUGCCGCUACCUGAUGUCAGACGAGAACGCGCCGGUGUUCCUGGACCGUCUGGAUCUGUGUCAGGAGAUGGAGCAUCCGCUGGCUCAUUACUUCAUCAGCUCCUCACACAACACCUACCUGACGGGCCGGCAGUUCGGCGGGAAGUCCUCGGUGGAGAUGUACCGACAGGUGCUGCUGUCCGGAUGCAGGUGCGUGGAGCUGGACUGCUGGGAUGGUAAAGGUGAGGAUCAGGAGCCCAUCAUCACUCAUGGAAAGGCCAUGUGCACCGACAUCCUGUUCAAGGAUGUAAUUCAAGCCAUAAAGGAAACGGCGUUUGUAACGUCUGAAUAUCCUGUCAUUCUGUCCUUUGAGAACCACUGCAGUAAAACGCAGCAGUAUAAGAUGGCCAAGUAUUGCGAGGAGAUCUUCGGAGAGCUGUUGCUGAAGCAGCCGCUGGAGGGAUUCCCAAUCGAAGCCGGGCAGCCGCUGCCGUCACCCAACGACAUCAAGCGCAAGAUACUCAUCAAGAACAAGCGCUUGAAGCCUGAAGUGGAGCAGAAGCAGCUGGAGUCAUUUAAGAAGCACAUGGAGGCUGGAGAGAUGAGCAUACAGACUGGAGAAGAUGAGAACGAUGAAGAUCUGGACAGCGCGCUGGAGGGUAAAGAGCUGAACUCCGACAUGAAGACCAGCACCACUCUGUGUCUGUCGGAGGAUCUCAGUGAUGCGGACGCUCAGGACAGCAGCCUCAGGAAGAAGAUCCCAGAUGAAGACGUCACCGAGGUCUCGGAGGUGACUGAAGUCACGGACCCCACUGAUGUGUCUGAAGCGUCGGACCUGGAGAACAAGAAGAAGGGUGUGGAGACGGCUGAAGAUGCUGACGCUGAGCAGCAGCUCAUCGCCUCGUAUAAAUAUGAAGGAGCCACCACCAACAUCCACCCGAUCCUGUCCGCUAUGGUCAACUAUGCCCAGCCGGUCAAGUUCCAGGGCUUCGAGGUCGCAGAGGAGAGGAACAUCCAUCACAACAUGUCGUCCUUCAACGAGUCUGUGUUUUUGUUAUAUCAAAACAAAAACCACAUUGAGUUUGAAAACUACAACAAGCGGCAGAUGAGCCGCAUCUACCCCAAAGGAGGCCGCGUGGACUCCAGCAAUUACAUGCCUCAGAUCUUCUGGAACGCCGGCUGCCAGAUGGUGUCUCUGAACUUCCAGACUCCAGAUCUGGGUAUGCAGCUGAAUCAGGGGAAGUUCGAGUACAACGGCGCAUGCGGGUACCUCCUGAAACCAGACUUCAUGCGCCGCUCCGACAGAAUGUUCGACCCGUUCUCUGAGACGCCAGUAGAUGGAGUGAUAGCAGCGACCUGCAGCGUACAGGUGUUCUCGGGGCAGUUCUUAUCGGAUAAGAAGAUCGGCACGUAUGUGGAGGUGGACAUGUACGGCCUUCCCACCGACACCAUCCGGAAAGAGUUCCGCACACGUAUGGUGAUGAACAACGGGCUGAACCCGUACUACAACGAGGAGCCCUUCGUCUUCAGGAAGGUGAUCCUGCCGGAUCUGGCCGUGCUGCGUAUCGCUGUGUACGACGACAACAACAAGCUGAUCGGUCAGAGGAUCCUGCCGCUGGACGGACUGCAGGCCGGUUACCGACACAUCUCGCUGCGCAACGACGGAAACAAGCCGCUGUCGCUGCCCACCGUCUUCUGCAACAUCGUCCUGAAGACAUACGUGCCAGACGGCUUCGGCGCCAUCGUCGACGCUCUUUCUGAUCCAAAGAAGUUCCUCACCAUCGCAGAGAAACGCGCCGACCAGAUGCGGGCUCUCGGGAUCGAUACGAGUGAUAUCGCAGACGUGCCCAACGAAAACUGCAAGAGUGAUAAGAAGGGAAAAGUGAGUCAGGCGAAGACCAAUGUGACGCCGCAGAGCAGCUCCGAGGUGAACGCCACACAGAACAACAUCAGCGAGAGCAAACGUGAUAAUGCCAUUUUGAAUCAGGUGAACAUUGAAGAUUUGAAGCAGAUGAAGACCUUCAUUAAACUGAUGAAGAAGCAGCAGAAGGAACUGAACACGCUAAAGAAACGACACGCUAAGGAACACAACGCCAUGCAGAAAUCACACUGCACACAGGUCGACAAAAUGGUGGCUCAGCAUGACAAGGAGAAGUUCACGCUGGAGAAGCUGCUGGAGAAGGCCGUCAAGAAGAGAGGAGAAAGCAACUGCUCCGAGUUAAAGAAGGAAACGGCCGUUAAGGUCGAGACGCUCACGACAGACCAUAAAGAAAAGGUGAAGGACAUGGUGGCGCAGCACACUAAAGAGUGGUCAGAGAUGAUCAACUGUCACAGCACAGAAGAACAGGAAAUGAAGGACGCCCAUGUGACGCAGCAGUGUGAGCUCCUCAAGAAGCUGCUGGCCAGCGUUCAGGAGCAGCAGACGCUGCAGCUCAAGCUCAUCCAUGAGCGGCAAAGCAAAGAGAUGAAGGGCAAUCAGGCGAAGACGUCGAUGGAGAACAGCAAAGCCAUCAGCCAGGACAAGAGCAUCAAAAACAAGGCGGAGCGCGAGAGGAGAGUUCGGGAGCUGAACAGCAGCAACACCAAAAAGUUCCUGGAGGAGAGAAAAAGGCUGGCCAUGAAGCAGGCGAAGGAGCUGGAGCAGCUGCAGAAGUCCCAGCGAGAGCAGCUGGAGAAGCUGGAGAAGUUCAACGAGCAGCUUUUGAAAUCACAUCAUGCAAACAGUCAGACUCAAGGCCAAAGACAUGCAGAAGAUGGUGAAGCUGGAGGAGGACAUGGACCGCAGGCCAGCCACGGUGGUGUAAGUGCUCCGUCCGUCAACUGAGACGAGAGCAGACCCUCACCAUCCUCCACAGGAGCGAGCCGAAGGGUCCGUCUUCAUCUGUGCUUCAUCUCGACUCCCUGCAGUCCGUAGUCUAUAAGCCCCGCCCAUUCUCCCUACCUCAGCUCUAGCCCCACCCACUGCAUUUAACUCCUCCUCUGCAGCGGCGUCCAGCCAAUCCAGCUCUUACCGUAGCUCCGCCCACUCCGCUCAGACGAGCUCCUGAGGACAGACUCAUCACACACGUUUUUAUACACCAUCCUCUUCAUCAUCUUCAUCAGCAGCGCUGCAGCCAUUAUGGGCCGACAACUCAAAAGUGUUCUUUUUCAACUCGUAUCUUAACUGAGCUAGUUAACUGUAGCAGAGUCAGGCGACUGUAGUUUGUCUCACUCUCUGUGAACGGUGCGCUUUUCUCCCGUCCUGAGCACUUUAUAUGUGAUAGGAUUCAGAGGAUCUUUGAGGAUGUAGCAUAGCUUUCCUCUGAACACUACGAAUGUAGACGCCGUCUGGAAACCAGAUCACAGCAGUGUCCCGAGCUUUUAUCAUCUGUUCCUCUCCGUUUUUAAGAUCAGACUCGCACGUCGUUUUAUUUCUGCGGUUUUAAUCAGGCUUUGAGAUGGAGGUGAUGGAGGUGCUAUCCCGAGAAUCGCACGGAUUCGGAGGGACGUGACGCAUCGACGCAAACCAUUUGCUCUUCUCUGACACCACACUGAACUUUGGUUGCACUUGUGUUUGUGUUAUUUUAUUCUCCGGUGUGAUGUAUCGGUACUUGUUUUAAAGAGAGAUGAUUGUACACUGCAAAAAAAAUCACGUUCUUGGUACUUGUUUAACAGUAAAAAUAACUAAACCACAAAACAUAAAUCAAGAUGACAGUCACAAUGACGAGAUGUUUUCUGAAAAGUGUGUCAAAAUAAAAUGCAUUUAUGCUUAAAACAAGAAAGAAACAUGCCAAUGGUCAGAAAGACCUCCCUUUGAAUUCAGUUUAUUGUUCGGAGCCCAUCCGCAGAUAUUUGUGCUUGUUUCAAUCAUAAACUCAUUUUGUUCAGUUUCUCAGAAAACAAGACUUCAUGUGUUGAUUGUGUGUUGAUUUAAGGAAGUUUAGAGGUUUGCACUGGAGAACAAGACAAGGUGUUCGUCCCGGCUGGUGUGCGGUUUUAUUUGUUUAAAUAUUAUAUUUGUUGGUUGUUGCGAGUUUUCCAUCAGUCGUUUUUAUUCCCUUUCUUCUUCUUUUCUUCGCGUCAUGUUUUCAAGUGUUUGGCGGUGAACACAUAUCUCAUGAGAAAGCAAAGUGCUUUAAAUCUCCAUCGCUUACAAAUGUGCCACUAUAUGUCAGGUAGGACCUUUAAAUUAUUUUACAUGAUAAAUGCCAAAAUAAGGGGUUAUUUAUAUAAAGGUGCAUAUAUAUAUAAAUAUAUUAUAGUGAGUAGUUUAAGACUACGUUUGGUUUCUUAGAAGCUUUUUGCACUAGCUGAAUGUUUUCUGUUGUGCGACUUCCACGUAGACUUUUGCUCUAAUAUUAUAGUUUGCGGGAAAAGCAGAUUAUUUUUGCAGAACUGUCACGCUCUGAAUUUCAUCCGUUUCUAUUUGUUUGUCUCCUGAGCUUUCUGUAGCUUCUCAGUGGAUCAUGCUGUAAGUGCUUUUGUAUUUAUAAAUAUAUAUCGUAUUUGUCAAACUUCUAGCAAUGAAAAUACUCAAAAAAUACUGUUGUUAUCCUGCUACUUUAAUACUGUUUUAUAGUAUGUGUACCAAUAAACUCUCCCAGGUGUUAAAUGAAAA